AUGAUCGAUGACACGUCCAGCAUUCACAAUGUUUUAGAAGGUCAUGCCUUGUGUGAUGCAUACUGGGCCUUGAUUAAUGCAUCACACUGGCCUAUCGAGAAGAAAAUAGAUUACCAAAAUGUAGGUAUGCUUGUUCAACAUUUGCUGGAAAAUGAAAUAAUUUACUCCAGGAAGUUAGAAAUAGAUAGCUUUGCCGAAGGGUUGGAUGUUAUGGGCCUACGCAAGAUUAUAAGAGAGAACCCAACGUCCUGUCGUGAUUUGUUUUGUUAUAACACAGAAAUGAUCUUGACUGCCGAGAAGUUCAUAUCACAAGUGCUUUUAAAAGAACCAACCGACUACUCAGAGAAACAAAGUUAUGAUUGGUUUUUAAAAUAUGUUAAUUCAUCAAGUGAGGAGAAGUUGAAAUGUUUGCUCCAGUUUGUAACCGGGCACAGGUCGAUACCACCAAGAGGCUUGUCGCACCUAAUUUGUAUUAAAUUCCUACCCGAUGAUGAAAAAGCUUCCCUCCCUAAAUCAAUUGCAUGUCUUGGCAUUAUCCAUCUACCAACGGUGUAUUCAAGUGAGAAGAAGUUCGUGCAGAGUUUAGAUAUAGCCCUAAAAUGGGAGUGUGAAGGAUUUGGAUCGUCAUAA
Molecule: messenger RNA, 630 nt
Organism: Paramuricea clavata
Lineage: Eukaryota; Metazoa; Cnidaria; Anthozoa; Malacalcyonacea; Plexauridae
Source: the annotation of a GenBank genome assembly